ACACGCAUGCCUACACAUGGCUAGCCGAUGUGAGGCUCCAUUCAUUCGCGCCGCGAUGACCAUUACCGCGGCCGUGCCCUACUAGUCUGUAUACAAACUUUUUAAAAAGUUUGCGUUCCUUUUUUGAAAGUGACAUUUGCGGUUAAGACUAAGGUUCCCAUGUGAUGCCCGGCAUGUGGUUCUUAGGCAGGGCACGAGCACCAGCCCAGCGCGGCCAGCACCCCAGUAUCUUUACUACAGAAGAGAAUAUUGGCAGCCAACCCACAACUUACAAGAAUACCAGAGAAAGGAGGGUUUUUGAGUGGAUAAGAUCGAUAACAGGCCGCAACAGGCAUGUGGACGAGAAGUCCCCGGACCCUGGCGGAGAACUCCAGAUCAUGCUUCCGGCCCAGGCUCUGGAUAGAACCAACUCUGGGGACGUAUGUCUGCUGGCGGAGAGCCCUUUUAGGAUAUUGAGGGCAGCCGAGUCCGGCAAUGUAGAAGACUUCACGCGGCUAUACCUGAGCGAGCCUGGGCGGCUUGGCGUGAGGGAUGGGCGCGGGCGCACUGCGACCCAUCAGGCCGCCGCCAAGAACAACACGAAUAUCCUUCACUACAUCAAAAAUUAUGGAGGAGAUCUGAAUGCUCUAGACAAUUCCAAGAAUACUCCGUUACACGUUGCUGUGGAAAAUGAAGCUUUGGGUGCAAUCGAGUUUUUGUUACAAAACCGUGUGGAAACUGGCCUAUUGAAUGAAAAAUCUCAAGCUCCUAUACAUUUAGCGACGGAACUGAACAAGGUGGAAGUCCUGCAGAUCUUUGCCAAGUACAAGAAUGACUUCAAUGUAAAUCUUGGCGGAGAGCACGGACGCACAGCCCUUCACUUGGCGGCCAUCCACGACCACGAAAUCUGUGCUAAGAUUCUGAUAACCGAUUUGGGAGCUGAAUGGAAGAAACCAUGCAACAACGGGUACUACCCCAUCCACGAGGCUGCCAAAAAUGCCUCAUCUAGGACCAUGGAGGUGUUCCUCCAAUGGGGUGAAUCCAAGGGUUGUACCAGAGAAUCAAUGAUUUCCCUAUACGACAACGAGGGAAAUGUUCCUCUUCACUCUGCUGUCCAUGGAGGGGAUAUAAAGGCUGUCGAGCUUUGCCUCAGAUCUGGAGCCAAGAUUUCCAAACAACAGCAUGACCUGUCAACACCUGUUCACCUCGCUUGUGCUCAAGGUGCCCUGGACAUUGUGAAACUGAUGUUCAACAUGCAACCGAGCGAGAAGAUGGCGUGCCUGACGUCAUGUGACGUGCAGAAGAUGACCCCUAUCCACUGCGCCGCCAUGUUUGAUCACCCGGACAUUGUAAACUAUCUGAUUUCUGAGGGUUCUGACAUCAACCCACUGGACAAGGAAAAACGGUCACCAUUGCUUCUAGCAGCGUCAAGAGCUGGUUGGCGUACAGUGCAUACUUUGAUUCGCCUGGGAGCCGACAUACAACUUAAGGACAUAAAUUCUCGCAACGUUUUGCACUUGGUCGUGAUAAAUGGCGGACGUCUCGAAGAAUUCGCCGCUAACUGCAAGGACCGCUGUGAAAAGAGUUUAGCUCAACUUCUUAACGAGAAGGAUAACACCGGCUGCUCUCCACUACACUACGCGAGUCGCGAGGGUCACAUCAGAUCUCUGGAGAAUCUGAUCCGGCUUGGCGCUUGCAUCAACCUGAAGAAUAAUAAUAAUGAGAGCCCACUGCACUUUGCUGCGAGGUAUGGCAGAUACAACACCGCCUGCCAACUCUUGGACUCGGACAAAGGAACUUUCAUCAUCAACGAGAGUGAUGGGGAGGGUCUCACUCCGCUCCACAUUGCCUCUCGUGAGGGUCAUACAAGGGUCGUGCACCUGCUACUGAACCGAGGGGCACUGCUUCACCGAGACCACAAUGGACGCAACCCGCUGCACCUUGCUGCUAUGAGUGGAUACACUCAGACCAUUGAACUGCUGCAUUCAGUGCACUCACACUUGCUUGACCAGGUCGAUAAGGAUGGUAACACACCAUUGCACCUCGCCACGAUGGAGAACAAGCCCAGCUCUAUCGCUUUAUUGCUUUCCAUGGGAUGCCGUCUCCGCUACAACAAACAAGAUAUGAGCGCGAUCGAUUAUGCCAUCUACUACAAGUUCCCUGAGUCAGCUCUGGCUAUGGUCACGCAUGAGCAAAGAGCUCAAGAGGUAAUGAAUCUUCGUUCAGACCGCUACCCAUGCGUCACUUUGGCUCUCAUAGCCAAUAUGCCUCGGGUCUUUGAAGCGGUGCAGGACAAAUGCAUCACCAAGGCCAACUGUAAAAAGGACUCAAAAAGUUUCUACAUUAAAUACUCAUUCAUGUACUACCAGUACUCGAAGCUUGAACUAGAAGCACUAAGACAGGCGCAGAAUGAUCCCACGUACCGCCCUGAUCCGUUGAGUGUUAUCAACGCUAUGGUAGUACACGGCAGAGUCGAGUUACUGGCACAUCCACUUAGCCAAAAAUAUCUGCAGAUGAAAUGGAAUUCUUACGGCAAAUACUUCCAUUUGGCAAAUCUUCUGUUCUACUGCAUAUUCCUGAUCUUCGUUACUGUCUACACUUAUUUGCUGAUGACGAGCGUAGACGUAGCCGUCAUGACGCCGAAAAAGCAAAAAAACAACUUGAACCCUACAACUCUUGGACCUGAAUUUAACGAAUCUAUUGGGAAUAUUACCGCCAAUAUAACUGCCGCGAAUGUUGAAUUUGAAUCUAAAGUGGCGAUGUACACCAGCACAGUUGCCAUACUGGUCUAUAAUCUGCUGUGCCUAAUGCGAGAGGCUUACAACCUGAAGCAGCAGAAGUGGCACUAUCUCGUGGACCCGUCCAACCUCGUCUCUUGGACGUUGUACAUCAGCUCCACGCUGACUGUCCUACCGACCAUUUACGGAAACUACGACAACCUCCAAUACUCGGCUGCAGCUAUCACUGUGUUCUUGGCUUGGUUCGAGCUGCUUCUCCUGUUGCAGCGGUUCGACCAAGUCGGAAUCUACGUGGUCAUGUUCCUGGAGAUACUGCAGACCCUCAUCAAAGUGCUGAUGGUGUUCUCCAUCCUCAUCAUAGCAUUUGGACUGGCAUUUUACAUUCUGCUUUCUAAAGGUUACCACUUGUCUUUCAAUAGUAUUCCUUUGUCUCUAAUGCGGACCUUUGCCAUGAUGCUUGGAGAGCUGGACUUCGUUGGCACUUACGUGCAGCCUUACUACAAGGCGGAUUCCGAUACUACUUUGCCGUUCCCAGUGACAACCUUCUUUAUUCUUGGAACGUUCAUGGUGUUGAUGCCGAUUCUGCUAAUGAACCUACUUAUCGGUUUAGCGGUUGGAGAUAUUGAGAGUGUGAGAAGAAAUGCUCAACUAAAACGAUUGGCUAUGCAGGUGGUCCUGCACACUGAACUGGAGAGGAAACUUCCGGCUUUUAUCCUCGAGAAAGUAGACAAAAACGAACUGAUUGAAUACCCUAAUAACAAGAAUUGCAAACUCGGGUUCCUCGACUUAAUCCUGAGGAAAUGGUUCUGCAACCCAUUCUCUGAUGACGUUGGCUUGGACUUGGUGCUGGAGAGCAACGAGGACUACAUAACUGCUGAACUUGACAAACAGAAGCGUCGUCUGCGCGAAAUGUCGCAAUUACUCGAGCAACAACAUACUCUGGUGCGCUUGAUUGUGCAGAAAAUGGAGAUCAAGACCGAGGCGGAUGACGUUGAUGAAGGCGUCUCCCUGGCUGACACGCGUGUGGUCCCUCGAUGGAGCUCUCCCCGCACACGCAAUAACCUGCGCACGGCCCAGUCUGUCAAUAAAGGCGGCUAACUGUGCUUUUCCUUUGACCGGAAGGCCGACACGUGGCGGUACCAGGGGACUUCGAUCUAUCCCCGAAAACGCAAUUAAGGGAAUAUUUUUUGGAGCCUAUUUAAACGACUUUACUAAGCAGAUCGUGUUUUCAUCGGAGUAACGUUGGGUCUUUGUAAAUGAGAAGUGUAAGUUUAACAGUCCUAGCAGAUUAUGGAGGUGCAAAUCUGUCACAUUUCUCGUUAGCAUAGGAAGUGGUAUGAACAUUUUUUUCCUGAAGAACAGUGCUCGCAAUGUAAACCGUGGUACUACUUCUAUAUUAGUUCUGUAAUAACAUCAGCCUGCCACCACUGGCCCGGUACUAAAAGAAGGCCUUUCAAGUGAUCACUAACCUAAAUAGCUGCCUCUGUAAAUAUCUGCGAAGACAAACACAUUGCGGUGUAUUUUGAAUUGUUACAUAAUAUCUGCUUAUGAUCGUCGUUUGCAUAGGAUCUUAAGAUAUCUCGCGUGUCUGCUGCCAGGUCUAAGGUCAUCAUCCGAAAAAUCCUCACCUCUCCCCUCUCCCUUCCUUUCGUCUCCUGUCCCAUCUACUAUUCCCUCUUCCCCGCCUCUCCCUAGAACACCCAUGCACUUAGACAAUAUGUAAAGGACGCGACUUGUAUGAUUUUUCCCUUUGCCAAAUGUGUAAGAAGAUCAAUGCACCCGAUUAUAGAAUUAUAUUAGUGUGUGCAAAACGGAUAAGCGUUGAAGAUUAUUUAUUUAUAUAUUUUAUAUUUUAUAUCGACACAAUACGGUUUAAAUUUGUGUGUAACCUUAUUAUCUUGACUUUGUGUCAAUGUGAUAAUGAAACUGAUAGUUCUUUUCGUGUUAUUAUACGCAUGACGCGUCCUUUCUAAAUAGUCUGAGCCCAUGCGUCAUAAACAUCUCAAUAAUUAUUUAUUCUGAUUUUAUUUUGCUUGUCAUUAACAAACCUGUACAUAAUAAGGGUGUUCAUGUUCUUAUUGCUUCUAUUUCCUUUCCCAAUAUCUAUGGACUCGGGAUAAUUAGACAAUGUUGUGUGUUGAAGAAAUUGUGUUUAUGCAGUGUAUCUCAGUGCGAAUCUUUGAUUUAAGUGUUAUAUCGGCGGACGGAAAGCCACAUAAAAACUAGGCUUACAAGAUCAUUGUUAACACUCGUGGUUACCUGAUGCGCAACAUGGCGCGUCAUUUUAUUUGUUAUUAUUUAUUAUUUAUAAACAGAAAAAUGUUUUUUUUUCUUCUGUAACAACUAGGUUCUUAGCAAGGAAUUAUAUUUUAGCACCAUUACCAAUAUCACUGGCUAGUGCACAUACUAUAAUACAUUAGUAUCGUUUAUUUAAAUUAGUUGCGGAUUCAUUCAGCCUCAAUCCAUUUAAAGUCAUCUAUCACUAAACGUUUUUAAUACUUAAGUGCUUUAACUAGUCAUUGUUUAGUCACUUUUUCUUAAACAUUAGGUUUUAAAGAGACAAGACAUUGACAAGUUAAUCACUUAUUAAAAUAUUUGUUUAAAAGCCCUUGUUAUUAAGAUACCGAAUUAAUCAAUACAGAUAAAAAAAAAUAACCCUUAAAUUAAUAAACUAUGUAUGUAUGACUAUGAAUAAUUAGAAAGUCUGUAUUUAGUCGUAAGAAUUAGAAAAAUAAGUGAAUACAGUCCAUUUUGUUACUUAGAGAUUUCUGUUACCCACCGUAGGAAGUGAUUUAAAUGUUAUACGCUAGAUGUCUCUGUAAACUCUUUUUAUACUUUGCAUUAGUUUAAUCGUUUUUUUUUUUCAUUUAUUUCACUGACAAUAGUAUAAAUAGUAAAUUGGUUAGAUAUUUAUUUAGUUAAUAAUUUUUAUAUUAUGUUUAUAUCACAAUAUUAAUAAGUAAUCAUUUUAACAGAUUCAUUAAAAUAUUAUUAAUAUUUACAUAAAAUUAUUAGAUCUCUUAAUGUUUAAGUAUUAAUUAAGGUAUUAAAAAUCGUUUAAAAAAUAAUCAAAAAAAUAAAUAGAUUAAUUUAGUUCUAAAAUAUUAUUCGAUUUUAUUGCUAUUGUUUAGACAAAAGCUUUAUUUGGGGUAAAUCAGUUGUUAAUAAAUAAAUAACUUACCCCAAAUAAGAUACUUCGAGUUUAAACUAUUAUAUUUGGGGUAAAUCAGCUAUUAAUAAUAAAUAACUUACCCCAAAUAUAAACAUCGGUUUUAUACUAUUUUAAUCGAAUAAGUAAUUUACCCCAAAUAAAUUAGUUGAUGUAACUCCUGACGAUAAACAAAGGAAAUACGAAUACGAUUUUUACUGGACUAUUCAAUUAAUUAAACACGGCGAUUGCAAAUAAAACUGUAUUCACGGAUAUGACAAAAAUUCUGUCAGCGCUUUUCUUGCUUCGUAAUCUGUGACGAUCAAUUAAGAACUUCAUUACUGAGGUUUAAUGGUUCAUUAUGGAAUAAUUAUAUUGACACGACAUACUUUCAUGACGAAAAUGGCGUCAGUUGGAAAUUGACUUAUUUCUAGUCUUAUAAAGAUAGACUUUUGUUGUAAAAUGUAAUUGUCUCUAGACAAUUUAACAAUGAAUUUAAACAGUCAAAAAUAUAUUAUAGUAAUGAAGAGCUUCACUCUUCAUUUACUAUUACUUCAUCUAAUCAAAUCGGCAUUUAUGUCCUAGCAUUUAAAUGUGUAUUUUUAUUAAUAUAUUUUACAAGUAUACCAUUUAACGUAGUCUAGACUUAAUUUUAUAGGAAUGUUUGAUGAAAUGUACCAGACGAUGAAACGUACUUAUUAAUGUGUAUACCAAAGUUAAUUCAGUUAUUAGUUAAAAAUUAUUAAUAAUUUUUUUCAGAGAAAUAUAAAUGAACGGUUAAAUUGUAAAAUGUAGGUAGAUAUUGUAACUGAGUUUGCAAAAUACUAAUAAUUAAUAGGUAAUCGACAACUCAGUCCACCCCGUGACAACGAAGGAUGCAACGUCAGGAGAAAAUUAAAAAAUAGAAACCGCGAAAACUUCCGAAAAAUAUUUUAAUUUUAAUGUCUAACAUUCGCGUAAUCAUAAAAAAUCAUUAUAAAUCAACGGUUACAGAUUUUAGGACAAUAGAGAAUGAACAUAAAAUGUUGAGCAUUACAGGUAGGACCCUUGGCUUUCGAACUUAGUUUAAUCUCUAUCUUGGGUGGGAGUCGAUAUACUUCCGAGGACAAGUUUAGAAAUGUAUAGAUGUAGUAUCACAAGGAUCAUCACGAGCUGAGUAAUUAUGGUAUUAUUUCGUACUUAUGUAUAUUCUACUUGACAUUCUGUUUACAUUAUUAAUUGUUUCAUAUAACUAUAUUUAAAUUAAUUUAUAAACAAAGUGUAAAUUAAAUGCAAUAAUUACAAUUCAACCACAAUAAAUCGGUACAUAGCGAAGCGUUCCGAAACCGCAGUGUUUGAAAUUCAAUUUACAAUCUAAACUUUGAAUUGAAAUUAUUAAAACUAUUUUUCACAAAGCCCCGUGAAUGCCGAAUGCCAAAAAAAUUGUGUGCGUUCGCGUUCAUUAUAACAUUUCCGUUUAGAAAGUUAAUUAAAAACUACAUACGAGUUACCUCUAGUUAUUUAAAGUUAAAACCCAUACGGCUUCCUGUUACAACCAGUACUAGUUAUAAAACUUUGAUUGUUACCAUUUUAUUGUAAUCCGUGGUAUGAGACUUUUACAGAAAUAUGGAAUAUUUUGCAAUGCAAUUUUUAUGCAAGCGGCGAUAGCCUAGUUGGUUGUGGAACGGACUGCCGAGACGAAUGUCCGCAGGUUCAAAUGCGAAGGGCACACACCUCUGACUUUACUAAAAAAUUAUGUGUAUUCUUUGUGAAUUAUCGCUUACUUUAACGGUGAAGGAAAACAUCGUGAGAAAACCUGCAAACCUGAGAAGGAAUUUUCAGGAAUUCCUAUAGGAAUUUAGGAGAAUAAUACCACCUGUGUCAUUUAUGUGGCACCUCUAAUGUUAUUUGUUUGAAAUAUUUUCUAGACUAACGAAUAUUGAUUGCAAUAAUUGAUCUGUCUAUUAAAUCCAAUGUUAAGCAUACAAUUAUAUUAUUUACCUGUACUUUUUCAAACAUUAAUACGGCAUAAAAAUGUUUCAACAGUCAAAUUCAAUUCAAAACUCUGUUCCUAUUCAAACAUAAUGCCCUAGCAAGUCUAGUACUAAUAAAACCUUGACAAAGUAAGGAAUUGUAAUUUCAUCUCAAAUCACGUCUACGUCGCGUAGAUUGGAUACGGCCGAUCUCGUCCAUUGCUAUUUGUGUACAAUGUAAUGUAAUCUGCGAUGCCAUUGGUAGAAUUGAUGACUGCAUCCCAUCGCUGUAGCGGAAUUGUAUCAUACUCGAAUUUAUCCGACUCCAUCAGUAAUAUAUUGUGACGUCACUAUUGUGAUGACGUGUUCCAUUUUUAAAAUGUUUAAAAAAACGUUCGUUUAUGUUUUAGCGAUGUUAUUUACAGAAAUUCUUAUUUUAAAUAUAUGUUUCGGUUGGUAUACAAUAUUUUGAAUUUGGAAGAGUUUUUAUUUUUGGCAGUUGUAAGUGUGGUAAAGUGACCAUUUAUUCUGCCGCUAUGUUUUUCGGCUGGUACAUAUAGAGAUGUGUCGGUAUUUUUGGAAUGAACGAUUUAUUGGAUUGAUUAUUUAUAGUACUUAAUUAUAAUUCUAUAUUGAUAUAUUAUGGUAUAUUUAGACUCCCAAACUACUGUUGUUGGGAGGCAUAGAUAGUAGAUUAUGAAAUUAAUUUUUAGUGUGUAGUAUCUAUAUUUUUAUUAUGUAAUGUAACCAUAUGACAUUUUUCACAAUAGCAGCUCAAAUUGCCUAAACUCCUGUUCUAAAAAUGUAGCCUAAGGAAUAUCCUGAUUAAAAGCGGUUUAGUCCUUUUGAAGACUAAUACAAACUGGUGGCCGGACAAUAUUAAAUGAAUCAUGUGUUUACGUAGUGAUUACUACCAGAUGUCCAUAUUGUAAAAUUAAGUAAAACCAUUAUUUUGGCGCCACAGACAUUUUAAUUUAAUUAAUUUACAGAUUAUACUCGACUCCCAAUGAUCGACAAUUUCUGUACUAUUUAAUAAGAUAACCAAUGUUUCUUUAACUAAUUUAUAUAUGUAUUUAUACAGUGUACAUUAAUAUUUAUAUAAAUAGUUAAGGUAAGAGAUAAAUCCGAAACGAGCUGCAGACGGCAGUCGACUGCAUAGUAGCCAGCAUUUCUAUUCCGAGAUGGACUGCAAUUGCACAAACUGUAGUUACUCUAUAUAAAUAUAUGUUUUCUUACUUUUAUUUAAGAUUUUACUGGUGCUGCGAUCGGCAACAUGCGGGCCUGCUCCGCAAAGUGCAUGACACGGCUACUGCAAACGCGUUGCUCGCAAUAAUUUUCAUAGAAACUUCUAUUGAGUUUACUCAAAGAGAUCUAAGAUUAUAUAGAAGGCAUGGGGAAGAUUAAUAUACAAUAAUUUUGCGCUUAUGUAAGGUCCAAUCUACAGUGAAAAAGCAAAACAAUAAUGUAACUUACUUAAAAAAAAAUCCUAUCAUGAUUUGCACGUUUUUAAUGUUAAUAUUAGCUUUAUUUCUGUAAAUAUAUUAUUUUUAUAUUUAUAUCUAAGGUCGCUCUGACAUCUAAUCAUACGGACAUUUUAAACAAGACAGUUACUUAUUACCAUUUGGUAAUCACUUUUGCACCGAAAGUUUGGCCCUGAUGUCCAGUCUGUAAUUAUAUAGUUUUAUGUAUUUGUUUUUAAUCUAUAGUUUGAAAUGUGCGGUCUGUGGUUUAUCUCGGACUUAUGCCAUAAAGCCAAUAAUUGUGAUGUGUUCCCUUACAAAGUACAUUGUUAAUCAGUGUCUUACAUUAUUUUGUAAGUACGUUUGUCAAUAAUGUGACAGACGCAAAAAUUACACCAUACAGGUUCAGCUCGUAAGCCGAUGAGUAAUUUUGAUGUUUGUGAUUGGUCGAGAGAACAAAGCGUCAGUCACGUGAUCACUCCCAACCAAUCACAAUAAUUUUUUUUUGCCGUAUUGUAAGCGCACUAGUUUGGUAAAGCCGUUAUAAAUAAAUCAUAAUUAUUAUCGAUUAUAUACUACAAAAUAGUUCACUUGAUGUUUAUUUAAAAUAAAUGUUUCGUAGUAAUA
This is a messenger RNA of Manduca sexta (tobacco hornworm), 9904 nucleotides long. It is a transcript of the gene TrpA1, whose product is annotated as transient receptor potential cation channel subfamily A member 1. Gene Ontology annotation, cellular component: membrane. The transcript is spliced from 22 exons. The coding region runs from base 165 to 3815 and encodes 1216 amino acids. Gene Ontology annotation, biological process: transmembrane transport; monoatomic ion transport. NCBI's taxonomy places the organism in Eukaryota, Metazoa, Arthropoda, Insecta, Lepidoptera, Sphingidae. The record is from RefSeq and is a predicted model, not a curated record. Gene Ontology annotation, molecular function: protein binding; monoatomic ion channel activity.